This is a messenger RNA of Schistosoma margrebowiei, 470 nucleotides long. The record is from the annotation of a GenBank genome assembly. NCBI's taxonomy places the organism in Eukaryota, Metazoa, Platyhelminthes, Trematoda, Strigeidida, Schistosomatidae.
UGGGAAUACAAAUCGCCAUUAUGUUUGUUGAAAACUAAGAUAAAAUGCCAAAAACGAAAGGAAAACAAAAACUGAAGAAGGGAACCAAGAGAAAAUCUGGGAAGGCUAAACGCAAAGGUCGGUCAUCUCGGCAGAAAAAGCCUAAACAUGAGAUUGAUAUUAUGAGCCUAUGUGCCAUGGAAAACUUGUACUACAUCGCGCACAAUGCACCGUGUGCACUGAUGUUUCGUGGUUUUCGUUGGUCAAGGUUAAAGCCAAAACAAGGUAAGGGUAAGCGGAAAGGGAGAAAGAAGAGGAAAAAAUAACUAACUUGACGUAUCACUAAACACCAUACAAGAUGCUUCCACUGAGAUGUUAUCCAUUAUUUAUUUACUUAUUUAUUUAUGUUCACAGAUAAUUUCUGUUGUUUAUGAUAUUUAUUUCAUAGCUUUUUCCAUAGCAUGUGCAAAUAAAAUUGUUACUUAAACCAA